AUGGGAAAGAGCAAGGUGCUUGUGGUAGGUGGAACUGGGUACAUGGGAAGAAGGAUUGUAAAGGCAAGCCUAGCCCAAGGCCACCCAACCUAUGUCCUUCAAAGGCCAGAGAUUGGCCUUGACAUUGAUAAGUUGCAAAUGCUCUUGGCAUUCAAGAAGCAAGGGGCUCAUCUUGUGGAGGGCUCAUUUUCUGAUUUUCAAAGCCUUGUUGAUGCUGUCAAGCUUGUGGAUGUUGUCAUUUGCACAAUGUCUGGGGUUCAUUUUCGUAGUCACAACAUUUUGUUGCAGCUCAAGCUUGUCAAAGCUAUCAAAGAAGCCGGAAAUAUUAAGCGUUUCUUCCCAUCAGAGUUUGGCCUAGAUCCAGCACGUAUGGGACAUGCACUUGAACCUGGGAGAGUUACAUUUGAUGAGAAAAUGGUGGUGAGAAAGGCAAUACAAGAUGCUAAAAUCCCCUUCACUUAUGUUUGUGGUGCUAGCUUUGCCGGUUAUUUCGCGGGCAACCUUUCACAGAUGGGAACACUCCUUCCUCCAAGGGAAAAAGUCCUUAUUUAUGGAGAUGGCAACUCUAAAGUGACUAUUGUGGAUGAAGAUGACAUUGCAACAUAUACGAUCAAAACAAUAGAUGAUCCACGAACAUUGAACAAAACAUUGUACUUUCGUCCACCUGAAAACGUACUCACUCAAAAACAACUGGUCGAUAUGUGGGAAAACCUUAUAGGCAAGAAACUAGAACAUAUCACCAUUUCGCAACAAGACUUCCUUGCCUCUAUGAAAGGUAUGGACUAUGCUGGCCAGGUAGGAGUGGGGCAUUUCUACCAUAUUUUCUAUGAAGGCGCUUUGACAAACUUCGAAAUAGGAAAAGAAGGAGAAGAAGCUUCAAAGCUUUACCCAGAAGUGAAAUACAUCCGCAUGAAUGAAUACUUAAAAAUUUAUGCAUGA
Messenger RNA from Prunus armeniaca (apricot), 939 nucleotides. The record is from the annotation of a GenBank genome assembly. Lineage: Eukaryota; Viridiplantae; Streptophyta; Magnoliopsida; Rosales; Rosaceae.